GCUCUUGCUGCUCCACCUCUGUGAGUCUCCGCCCUGCAGUUUGCUCAGGUGGUGUCGGCAGCAGGAUCGCCCGUGUUCUUCAGAUCUUCUCCUCCGCGGAACAAAUCAUGGAAUAAAAGUUCAAACUUCACCGAGAGUGGAAUGAAAGUCUGAAUCCACACUUCAGAUAUGAGGAGCAGAGAGGACCGGACCCAGGACAGGAUCUUUGGAGGCUGCUUGUGACACUGUGGAGUAUUUUGAGUCCGUCCAGGUGUGGCUGCUGAACUUACCUGAGGCUGCAGCUUUGACUUCUUUACGACAGUCCUGAGGCUGCAGGUUUGACUUCUUUACGACAGUCCGUGUUGUUAAUAGCUGGUCACGAUGCCGGAGCUCAUCUCCGUGACCGAGUUCAUCUCCGAGACUAACGAGGACUACAAAGCCCCGACCACCUCCAGCUUCUCCACCCGGAUGUCCCACUGCAGGAACUCUGUGGCAGCUCUGGAGGAGGCUCUGGACGUGGACAGAUCCGUUCUGUACAAGAUCAAGAAGUCGGUGAAGGCCAUCAACACGUCCGGUCUGACUCAUGUGGAAAACGAGGAGCAGUACAUUCAGUCCAUGGAGAAGUUUGGAGACUGUGCCAACAGAGAGAAUGCCGAGGUCGGCUCAGCUUUCCAAACGUUCGCCAUUUUCACCAAAGAGCUGACAGCGCUCUUCAAAAACCUGCUACAGAACAUGAACAACAUCAUCACGUUUCCUCUGGACAGUCUGCUGAAAGGAGACCUGAAGGGGGUCAAAGGGGAUCUGAAGAAGCCUUUCGACAAAGCAUGGAAGGACUACGAGACGAAGCUAGUGAAGCUUGAGAAGGAGAAGCGGGAGCACGCCAAGCAGCACGGGAUGAUCCGCACCGAGUUCAGCGGAGGAGAGAUCGCAGAAGAGAUGGAGAAGGAGAGACGACUGUUCCAGCUGCAGAUGUGUGAGUAUCUCCUCAAAGUGAACGAGAUCAAAGUGAAGAAAGGCGCAGACUUCCUCCAGAACCUCAUCAAGUAUUUCCACGCUCAGUGCAAUUUCUUCCAGGACGGUCUGAAGGCUGUAGAGAGUCUGAAACCCUCCGUAGAGAAGCUGGCCACCGACCUGACAGCGAUUAAACAGACCCAGGAUGGAGAGAGGAAACAGCUGAUUCAGCUGCGAGACGCCCUGAAGGCCUCGCUGCAGUCGGAGCAGAAAGAGGACUCUCAGGCCAAACAAAGCUCAGGUUAUAGUCUCCACCAGCUGCAGGGCAACAAGGCUCAUGGCACCGAAUGCUCCGGAUUCCUCUUCAAGAAAAGUGAGGGCCUGAGGAAAGUGUGGCAGAAGAGGAAGUGCUCGGUGAAGAACGGUUUCCUGACGAUCAAUCACGGCACGGCUAACAGCCCUCCAGCCAAACUCAACCUACUCACCUGCCAGGUGAAAAGGAACCCUGACGAGAAGAAGAGCUUCGAUCUGUUCUCACAUGACAGAACGUAUCACUUCCAGACCGAGGAUGAAGCCGAGUGUCAGAUCUGGGUGUCGGUGCUGCAGAACAGCAAAGAGGAGGCUCUGAACAAAGCCUUUCAAGGCGACCAGAACGAAGGAGAGAACAACAUCGUGCAGGAGCUGACCAAAGCCAUCGUAGCAGAGGUGAAGAGGAUGAGCGGUAACGACGGCUGCUGCGACUGUGGAGCUCCUGCUCCCACCUGGCUGUCCACCAACCUCGGGGUGCUGAUCUGCAUCGAGUGCUCGGGGAUCCACAGAGAGAUGGGGGUCCACUACUCCAGGAUCCAGAGUCUGGACCUGGACGUCCUGGGGACCUCAGAGCUGCUGUUGGCGAAGAAUGUGGGAAAUGCCAGCUUCAACGAGAUCAUGGAGGCCAACCUGUCAGCGCAGGACGUAACUAAGCCUGAUGCGAGCAGCGACAUGCAGACGAGGAAGGACUACAUCACCGCCAAGUACACAGAGAAGCGUUUCGCUCAGCGGCUGUGUGCCGACGCCGCGUCCAGGCUGCAGACUCUGUACGAGGCGGUCAGGAACAGAGACAUCCUGUCCCUGAUCCAGGUCUACGCUGAGGGGGUGGACCUGAUGGAGGCCAGCUCACAGCCCAACGAACACGAACCCGGAGAGACGGUUCUCCACCUGGCGGUCCGUAUGGGCGACAGAAACUCGCUCCACAUUGUCGACUUCCUUGCACAGAACAGUGGUGACCUGGACAAGCAGACGGUCAGAGGAUCCACGGCGCUGCAUUACUGCUGUUUGACGGACAACAGCGAGUGUCUCAAGCUGCUGCUGAGAGGAAAAGCUUCGGUGUCCAUCACAAACGAAGCUGGAGAGAUGCCGCUUGACAUCGCCAAACGCCUCCGCCACACUCAGUGUGAAGAGCUGUUGACCCAGGCUCAAACAGGAAAGUUUAAUGUCCACGUCCACGUGGAGUAUGAGUGGCGUCUCCAGAACGAGGACCUGGACGAGAGCGAGGACGAGAUGGAGGACAAGCCAAUCCCCAACCGGCGUGAUGAGCGUCCGGUCAGCUGCUUUGUGGCGAGCAGCGGUCCAAUGCAGCCCAACAUGGCGGCGCUGGCUCGGGACGCAGCCUUCCUGGCACGGGCCAAUCAGAGGCCUCAGGUCCCCAGCAUGAUGGUCAGCAACGAGACCUACGGCACCAUGAUGGACCUGAACCUGCCGCCUCUUGGACCCACACCCCCGCUGCCCCCCAGAGUGCCCAACAGAGGACACAGUAAACCUGCUGCCAUGGAAACAGUAGGUAGACAGCGGUCGUCCUCGGACCCCCCCAACCCCCAGACCCCUGAGAGGAACUCCUCCAUGUAUGUUCUCCCAGCAGCUCCUCCAGUAAACAAGAGAUCCAGCAUGUUGGAGACCAAGACCCUGUCAGCCAGGAACACCCCCCUCCCUCCCCUCCCUCCCCUCCCUCCAGCAGCAGGACUCCCCCCAGCGAUGUUACCGCCCGCCAUCCCACCACCCCCCCACUUUAAAGCUCCACCCCUUCCCCCACCAGUCCCCAGUCACCAGACCAACAAGCCACCUGGACCCAAGUCCCCCAAAUCCCCCACUGGAUCAGCGAAGAGGCCUCCGCAGAGACCUCCUCUCAGGACCCCCUCUGUGGACAAACGAGGGUCCAAAUCCCCUCAUGGACCUCCAACACCCAAACCCAGGAACACGUUCUCCAAACAGAAGCCUAAGAGAGUGAAGGCGAUCUACAACUGUUCAGCUGAUAAUCCUGAUGAGCUGACGUUCAGCGAGGGCGAGGUGAUCGUGGUGGAGGGCGAGGAGGACAGCGAUUGGUGGGUCGGGUACGUUGAAGCAGAUCCGACCCGGAGAGGAGCGUUCCCCGUGACCUUCGUCCACUUCAUCACAGAGUGACGCCUUCCUGAACCCUCAGACUGAACUCAACGGGGUCCUCAGGAGACCUGAACCGGAGACCUGAACCUGAGACCUGAACCUAGAUCCUGAACCCAGAUCCUGAACCCAGAUCCUGAACCCAGAUGCUGAACCCAGAUCCUGAGACCUGAACCUAGAUCCUGAACCCAGAUGCUGAACCCAGAUCCUGAGACCUGAACCUAGAUCCUGAACCUGAGACUUGAACCUCAAUUCUGAACCUAGAUCCUGAACCUGAGACCUGAACCUAGAUCCUGAACCUGAGACCUGAACCUAGAUCCUGAACCUGAGACCUGAACCUAGAUCCUGAACCUGAGACCUGAACCUCAAUUCUGAACCUCAAUUCUGAACCUAGAUCCUGAAUCCAGAACCUGAACUGGGCAGAAACAAACACUGAAGCUGCUUUGAGUUCCUCCUUUAAAGCUUUCUACAAACUUCUCUCAGAUGUUCUUCAAUAAAAAUACUCCUCACCUGACGGUCCAGGAGGGAUUCUAAAGACCAAAGACCUGAAUAUCAAAGACCCUGAAAUGAUCCAGAAUAAAAAACUCUUAUUUUGAAAAUUAUCUGAAAGCAGAAGUAACGAUCGUCCGGCACACAAACAAAAACUGAUUUCCCGGUUUUGACCUGAACUGGAUCUCCCCGCCUCGGUGCUGGACCUCUGCAGCAUGGUGUUUGGACAUCAGGAGAAAAGACUGAAAGCAGUGUGUACUUCCUGCUGGACACUAACCCGUUAGACGUCACGGUGAUGUCACAGAAACACUCGUUUCUGUUUUAAAUGUUUUUACGACUUGAGAAAUCGUUUUUCUAUCUUUGUUGGCUGAAGGGAAACUUUGUGUGGAGGUUAAAUGUUUCUUUUAGUGCACCAUUAAAAACAUGUGGACGUUCCUUUCCUA
Labrus bergylta (ballan wrasse) is the source of this 4274-nucleotide messenger RNA. It is a transcript of the gene asap2b, whose product is annotated as ArfGAP with SH3 domain, ankyrin repeat and PH domain 2b. NCBI's taxonomy places the organism in Eukaryota, Metazoa, Chordata, Actinopteri, Labriformes, Labridae. The record is from RefSeq and is a predicted model, not a curated record. Gene Ontology annotation, cellular component: cytoplasm. Gene Ontology annotation, molecular function: protein binding; GTPase activator activity. Gene Ontology annotation, biological process: positive regulation of GTPase activity.